AUUAACUUGAUUGAUUAAAAUUCGAAAACAAAUAAACGACAAACACAAGUUCUAGGAUUAUAUUUAUUGUGGUGGUCGCUGAGAAGCGGUGAGAAAUAACAAUAAUGGAAUAAUUCACUAAAAAAUUCGAUGAAGAUAAAGCACAUAUCGAAGAUAUAUUAGUGGGUGAAAUGUUGUGCUACGUGUGAAGUAUAUCUGCUCUCUUUCAUGUCCACCCCCGCGCAAUCAAAUGAAUCGAGGAUUUUUUUACCCAUUAACUCUGAGGGGUAGAGAGUAGAUUUACUCAAAAUAGUGGAUAGAACGAAAAAGGAAUAAUAAGGAAUACUGAAGCAACACGUCCUAGGGACCAAUGUGUUAGCCCAAAUAGGCUAUGUAUAAUAUUACAAUGAUUCACCAGUAGAUGGUAGUAGUGUGAAAAAGCAGCAAGUAGUACCAGGCGUAUAAGAGGCAACCCUGCAACGGUACUGGUGUGUGUUUUUCCACGGGUUUAACAUUGUUAAGUUAUUCCCGUUGUUUCAUCCUGUUACAACAAUAUACCGAAACAAAUUUCGGCCUCAUUGUGUUAAAAUGUCGUUUCAGGAGCCCAAUGUGGGUUGAAGUGAGAUGGCAUCCAGGGAAAAGAGACCCCUAGCGCCUUCUUCGAAGUCAAAGCAGAAAGCAAACAAUGACCCAACUCUGCCAGCUUCAUCGAGCAAGACCAAGAAGGCCAAACUAUCUCCCUACAUAUUAGAAGCAACAGGUAGCAAGCUCUCUCCCAAGCUUGAGGCAUCCUUACCCCGCAAGAAGGUCCUGACGAGUCUUAAAUGCAAAAAGAAGCUGCGCGCGGUUAAAUCGAACUUAAUUAAAGGCAAAGGUUCGAAGAACGCUCCCGUCAAGAAUUUGAAACGAAUCCCCGUUCAAACAGCAAACAAAACUACUAAACCCAGUCUAACACGGAUUAAAGCAAGACCAUCGCUUAAGCCUUUCGAGGAAGAAAUUUACUCUUCAGAUAAAUCUGAGUUCUCGCCGUCUCGAGGAAGUCCAAAGACAAAUCGAAAGCUAAAACUUUCAUCUUUAUCAGAUUCGCAAAAAAGUGCCAAACUAACUAGACGCACCCUUCACAUCAAAGAAGAGAUUGACACAGACCUGAAGAACCGUAAAUCUAGCCCCCCGAACGAUCAAAAGACUCCGCGUGCCCGACUCGAUUCUCCAUUGCCAAAAUCUAGCGUGGACUCAACAAUCGACGACGUGUUGGCGAUGGUCAGUGACAGUGAGUUAGACUAUUCAGCUUUGCCUUCUGAGGGUAAAGUUACCCGAAGCAGAAGGAUGAUCGAUGACAAGUCAGUGUUGUUAGAGCACGAGAUAAAAAAGGAGAUCAUCGAAGAAGACUUUGAUGAGGAUGAGUUGACCUCAAAUGAUGAUCUCCAGACUGCCAUAGAUAUUAAAGAGUCUAAAAGAAAAUUCAGUCAACGAAGCUUACGGAAUGGCAAGCUCCGACAGUUGGACUCUUCUCAGUCCGAUGACUUGCGAAAAGCUCGUAGACCCAAUGUCGACGAGACAAUGACUUCUGAAUAUAUGGAGAACGCAACUGUAGACGAAACUGUGGAAUCCACGCCAUCGGAAAUUACCAUUGGAGAUACGUCCUUAUCUUUAUCGUCAGACUCCAGACUAGGGGAUGUAGAAUUAUCAAUUUCUAAUGAGCACGAGAACAAUAAUAACAGUGGAAUUUCUGGGGCGGAUGGGGGCCCAACACUACGUUCUAAAACGAAAGCGAAAACUACGGAUCCUCAAAUUACACCUGAGGAUGAAGAAUUCUAUAUAAUCGAGCCUCUAGAUGAUUCAAAAAAGCCUCAAACUCUUGGGAAGCUGACAUCACUCGACAAAAUACCUGCGAAACGUCGAUCAUCUCUCAAUAUCGAUGUAAAAAAAACUAUCGGUUCACUGUACGGUAACGAAAAGGCUGAUGGAACCGCUCCGAAAUCCCAAAUCGAUCAAAUGAUCGAAAACAUUAAAUUGACGAUUGCCAAAUCCAUCGAAAGUAAAAUUUUUGGUCCAGAGAAGGCCCUUGGUCUCACGAAAUCUUUUGAGCCCCCAAAUUCUGCAAGAAUUGAGGAAAUAAUUAUUCCUGUUAGCACAGAGACCCGAAAACUAAAUUUAGAUCCUCCAGAGAUAAUCAUCGACGAUGAUCAGCCAAAUGGUUCGAACGGAACUAAUGAAAUGUCCCUGCAAAAUACUUCUAACAAUAUUAAUCAUAGUUGCAAUAGUAGUACCAGUAACAAUACUGAUAACAGUGAUGACACGAUGCCCAAGGUAGCGGACACUGCCAAAGAAAUUGAAAAACUAGUCAUGGGCGGUGAAAGUGAAGAAAUUAAGUUGAUUAAUGAUUCUAUUGAAUCGCCGUCUAGCAGAACUGAUGAUAUCGAAACGCAUGAUGAAAUAGAACACGACUCGAGAGACUCUAAUGAACGUGCCAAAACCAAUGAUAUUGAAAAGAGUGAGAGAAUGAUGGUGGAGAGAGACAGAGAAGAUGUUUGUAUGAUAGAACAGGAAACGUUGGAUGAAUUAGAAAAGUCAUUACAAACAUCAGAAUCAUUGGAAAAUCCUAUACAACCUGAGACGAUUGAGAGCAUUUCCAGAGAACUAGAAAGCCUGAUUUCUGCAUCUCCUUCGUUAGAAGCAUCAGCUAAUGAAACUAAACACGAAGACACUGUCGGAAUCAAUUUUAAUAACGAUAUGUAUGCGGGUUCCGAAUAUACCGAUGAGCCUUCACAACUGAUUCUCAGUUCUCCUAAUCCUAAUCAUGCUGAAAAACUAAUUCCCGAACGCUCAGAUUCUCCUCAAAACAGUCCGGAAGCUAUCUUAACCUCUUCUGAAGACUGUGAUUCAGUUUCACUUCGUUUGGAAGCCUCAAGAUCCAUUGAUGAUAUUGAACAAUGUCCUGAAAAGCCAUUACAAAGUCCGGAAAUUCCCCCUGAGAGUAAACAAGAAGAUGGGAAACGCGUCCUUCGAACCCGAGACAAGCAGAGAAAAUUCGACAAAUCUAAAACCUCUGAAAUACUCGAUUCUUCAGACGUAAAAGUUAAAACAGAGCCUGACAAUCUUUCAGUAGAUUCCAACGAAUUGAGUGAAGCUGAACGACGAGAUUCUCCCCAAAUAAUAGAGCCUUCAGAUUCUAUAAAAGUAGAAGAAGGGUAUCAAGGGAGAACAAGGAGGAGUAGAGAUAUAAAAAGACGGCGAGAAGACGUUUUUCUCAUGCAAAACACAUGUCAAAAAAGCAAAAGGAAUCGUCGAGAGCCGAAAAAAACCGAACAAAAUAAGGAGGAGACACUUUUGGAUAAUGAAGUAGCAAAGAUCAAUGAGAAUAAUGGUGAAUAUUCAGCUGAGAAGUUUAAUAAACGGUUGGAGGGAACCAAGAGCCUCAGGAUCUUCUCUGAGCAUGACCGAAUUGAUAGCACUGAAGAAAAUGAUCGAAGUAAAUCGGAGAAUGAUAUUGAGUCGAUCAAAGAAAAGUCAGAGUGCGUGGAGAGAUUGCACGGUGAUCAAUGUGAUAGUAAUGGAUUGAAAAACAUUCGAAGUGGAGAGAUGGAGAGUAAAUCUGGUAUGGCUCAAACUGUGCAGAAAGAUUGUGAUGAAGCUUCUACCUCUGGGGAAUCCAUUCCGAAAAUACUGGAAACUCCUGAGGAGACCGCAAUGAAGGAGAAAAUACUCUUGAUGCUGGGGCUGGAGUCUGCGGAAAAGGCUGCGGAGAGGAAAAAGGCGAAGGUUGAACAAUGCGCCGGAGGGUUGAAAACUGUUAUCAGAGUACCUAAGGACUCGAGCAAAGAAAAGAAAAGAUCCAGGUCGCCGUUGAAAAUGGUGCUGAAGCAGGGCCGGCUUGAUGGUGGCGGAGAUUCCCCUGAAUUCUAUACAAUUCAAAAGGAGCUCGGAACCAGUGGUUUGGGAGAUAGCAGCUCUGGUGCGAACCGAAAGUUCUCUACUAAUCACAGACAAUCUUGCGAUGAAGAUCCUGAGGAAACUGCAGCGAAGGACAGGCAAAGUCUGAUUAUUCCAGAGAAAUCAUCAUCUUUUUCAAUUCAUCCUGGACGUCUCUGUGCCGAUGUUUGUUGUUAUUGUUUUGGAAAAUUCGGAUCGCUUGAUACACCGAUGCACUUGGCACAAAUGAAGUCUGAUGAUAGGAGAAGAAAAAUUUUGAGUGUCGAGAGACAUCUUACUAAGGACUCGUGCUUGUGUGAUGCUUGUUAUCGUCAUGUUGAUAGAAAAGCAAAUACGAGCCCAACAAACGUGUCAAAACCGCAACGGCAACACCGACAGUUGAUGGUCUCCAAAUGUUCUGCCAGAGAUUGCAGAGACUCCGCGAGGCAUCUCGUGAAACGGCGAUGGUUACUAAAAAUUAAAUCAUGCCUUCAAAAUCAGGUGGACAUUGACUGGGAGACAAGCCAGCACACAUCCAUGUCCUUCUGCCCAGGCCAUUAUGCGACAAUCGAACGUUUCCUCACUUGUGCUCUUUGCAAACGGCGCUUGGUGCGCAAUCAUACUCACCUUCUGCCGGCCACCGAAGCUGAUGAAUUAAAUCGUCUUCUUCCUCAGCAGGGUAUCCCCGUUCUGCUUGUAUCCGGUACGUUCGUUUGCAAGCUCUGUCGUUACUACACUCAGCUGCAACUAAAAUACAAAGACGUGGAAAACAUGAACGUCAGUCACCGAUCUUUUGCAAAAAGCUACCGAAAACGCAUUCUCUACAAUAACAAUCUUGACAUUGAAGAUGAUGAAGAUGAGCCAGCUCAAAAUUAUCAAUCCAAGGAUAGUAAAGAUAAGGAUAAGGACAAAGAUAAGGAAAAAGACAGAGAGAAGGAGAAGGACAAGGACAAAGACAAAGAUAAAGAUCGGAAAUCCGCAAAGAAAUCAGCAAAGUAUCAUAAUCCAUUACCCAAAAGCCAUAUAUCAAAAUCUCCAGACUGUAACUCUUCAGAAAAAUCUACUCCGGAGCCUCCAAAACCUGACAGUUUGGGAGAGCCUAAGCUCAGAGAAUCUGACCCAAGAAUUGAUGAAACUUCAUCAAUAACCGAACAAAUGUUAGAUUUGGAAAGCGCAGUGGAGAAAUUGAAAAAACGAAAAGCAUUGGAUCAACAUCUUUACUCCACAGACUCACCAAUUUUCUCAGAUGACAACACUGUCAAUGUCGUGGAAAUCUUAGCAAUGGAUAAAGAGGAAGUCACACUAACUCGAUUACCUAAAAAAUCUAAACUGGCCCACAACCAGAAUCAAAAUUCUAACGAUAUAACGCCAGUGGUGCAACGACUAGGAGCAAAUCCGUCAAUUAGUGUGCGAACAUUGUUCCCUGGAGAGGAGGAGAUGGGCCUUCAUGCUAAUAUUGAAUUCUCGAAUAUUAGAGAGAUAACACCUCAAGGAUGGGAGAAAUGUGCAACAAUAAUUCAAUAUGAUCGAGAUACAAAACUACUUUGGCAAGAGUUACAAAGGCCAUAUGGCAAUCAGAGUUCUUUUCUGAGACAUCUCAUCCUUUUGGAAAAGUACUAUAGGUCUGGAGACUUAGUUUUAGCCCCUAACGCAUCUAGAAACGCUAUAAACUAUUCGACCUCAGUGCAAAAUCGAUUAAUCUCGUAUGAAGGACCAGAAAAGAUGGAUGAACCCAUUACUGAACCAAUUCCCACCGAGUUUCAUCACUCGAAGAGACUCAGUGGAGGUUAUCUAAUGGAUAGGGAAAGAACAUCCCUUCCUGGAAAUAGCGGCGUUGUCACACCUAUCACUACAGUUGGAAUAUCAGUGACUUCGAACCCUUCAACCCCCUCAAAAAUUCUCCCUUCCAAUACUCCAUCAAAAUGUAGUUCCUCUAGAAUUUUGAAGAUCAAUCCUGGUGUUUCAAUAAUAAAGAAGCCACCGCCGAAUCUUCAACGGCUUAGUUUAUCUUCCAGCAGUGGCAAUAGUACCAGCAGUAGCUGCACUCCAGCUAAUGGAUCAACUAAACGUAAAGAUAUUUUUCCCAACAAGAUUACUGGAGGUGGAACAUCGGGAGGAAAGGUCUUUCAAUUGUCCGAACCUGAUUUUAAACGACUUCAAAGUUUAAAGAAGCAAAAAAUGAUGAACCAAAAGAGCAAUACAUCCAACCAUACAAAACUAAGUAAUCUGCAGUAUCAGAAGGCACAAAUAGCUGCUCAAACGCAAUUUCAGAAACACUUGAGGAUGCAGCAGGAGAUGCUCAAUCGUCAGAGCCGUGGUGACUUUGAACCACUAAUUUGUGAUGUUAGAUCACUGGCUAAUGAGAAUACUCCGGCACAAAAUCUUCUUAAUAAUUUAAAUCUGCCAAAAUCCAUUCAGGUUACCACAAAACCAGCUAACAGUCCUAUUCCAAUACUACCAAAAAUUCCUAAAUCACUCACUGUUAUACCACAGACUGUUCCCAGGAAUCUGGACAAGUGACGCGUGAGGAGGAGGGCAAGAAAGAAGCGGGGAAGAAUAGGAUGAUGAUUUUUUAAGAGAAUUAAUAAUCUUCGAGUUGACUUGAUGAGAAAGAAUGAAAAUAUGUUGGCAAGUAGACCAUGGUUGUUUUCCCACAAUUAUGUGGUUGAUAUUUUUUGCAUCGUUACAGAUUUGAGCAAUCUCUCUGGAUUAGACAUUAUUGAUUAUUUUAUCUGUAGUUAACAAGUAAAAUAGAAUAGAUUGAUUAUUAUGAGAUUAUCAGUUGAAACGGCUUAUUACAAAGAGUCUCUAAUGAUUUGAAUCCGCAAUAAAUUUAAUAAUCUUAUUUCUGUUUCUUCUUCAUUGUGAAAUUAUAUGUUAGAAAGGAUUUGAUUCGUGAAAACAUUUCUCGAGGUUUUUUAUUUCUCUUCUAUCAUCCAGGAAAUUUUUCACUUGGAGAGGUUUUCACCCAUUUUAUUUUGAGACAACCUACUUGAGACAUAAUUUUAUAAUUAACAAAACUGAGUGAGAGUACUUGACGUAUUAAGCUUUACCAUUCUCUACAGAUAAUAUAAUCAUAAUAGCAUGCAAACAGUGUUUGGAUCGAUAGGAAUAUAAAUGAUACGUAUGAACAAAUAAAAAAUAGAUAUUUAUAUGGAAGAGAAAAACGUAGACGCCUUAAAGUGAAGACUAGCACCACACAAAAAUGUAUCAUAAAUACGAUUGAUAAUUCCAAUUGAUAGUGACGGGAAUGAAAUCUGAAAAGUGCCUAAUUGUCGCAAAAAAAAGGAACUCAAGUGGAGUUUAUUGAUAAAUGAAUGAGGACAGAAACGCCGCGCGUUGCUAAUUUCUAAUUAUCAAUAGAUUAAUGUCUACAAUAAUAAUUAUUUAAUUGAAAUCCUAAUCCUAAUGACUUAUACCAAUUUUCUUGGGGGAUUCACUUCAAUUGGAGGCAAAAAGGGAAAAACCGACAAACGGUUAUUUUCAUUGCCAAGCCCCAUUAUAUAACUGACGAUUGUAUCCUCUCCACAUUAUUUUUAUUAAUUAUAUUGUCUUUUCAUUUAUCAUAGGUUAAUCGAUGAACGUUGAUUUAUAUGAAAACAACAUUUUUGUAAAACAUUUCGGUUUAGAUUAAUAAUUUAUGAUUUAUUGAUUAAAUUUUCUCGAAUAAAUGAAUUUGAAACGAAGAAACAGCGAGAAAUGUACCAAUUUCCGAAUUUCUUCAUGAAAAGUUCAUUUUAAAAAUGUGUUAAAUUCUAUUUAUUACGUGACUCGUAAUUGUUGUAAAUAUAAAUAUAAUACAAAAUUUUUUUUCAGUUUGUGGAUAUGACUAUUUGUCAAAUCCUAUCACUUACUGAUGAUUAUUGUCUGCUCCAAUUGAUUUAUUGAUUAUAUGAUUUAAUUAUUAUCAUUAAUAUAAUUGAUUGAAAAGUAUAAGAAAUGCUUGAAUAGCCAGGCGCAUUUACUGGUUUAUGUUAAUGGAUAGAAAUGAAUGAUGUGAGACAAAACGUGGAAACGCCUUAUCAAUAAUCAAGAGUUCUGGAGGGUGAAGAAAGAAAGAGAGCAGAAUGAAACGGGCUGUUUUUUGGGAAAAGUGAUAGUGUGCAUGUAAAUAACUAACGAUUUAAAUUGAUAAUUUAUUCAAAGGACUGAUCGAUUUUCAGAUGGAUAGAUCAACAAAGUGCCCCAUUCUUCAUCAUUGAAUAAAAAUAAAAAGCAAAAUGGAAUUAGUGAACUGUGAUGAUUAUUCAACAUCCAGUGAUUAAAUUAUGAGAAAGACCAAAACGGAGGAAUGUCGAUGAAAAAUUUAAUAUAUUAAUUAAUUAAUCAAUGAAUUAUUCAACAAUUGAUUGUUUAAUUGGAGAUAGAAAACGUAACAUGUUCAAUUUUUCCAUUUGUUUCGAAAAAAUAGUAAUUAGUAAAUGAGUUAUUGUAUCAGGCAAGCUGAUAAAAUUCCUUUAUUUCUUACCUAUUUUGGUCUAAAACAAAUGAUUGUUGAAAUUAUUUGUGUUCCAAUGAGAUCUGAUGAAUGGGCUUGUGUUGGUACGUUUUUAAAUUACUUCACCGUUUAAUUAAUUGAUUGUAGAUUUUUGAUGAGAUGAAAACGACCAGAAAUUUCCAUUUAAUCAAUUGGGAAUAGAGCUAAGCUCAAUCAAUAAUAAGUUAUAAAAUAUUACGUGCAAAAAGUAAAUCGAAAUGAGAACAAUGUAAACUUCAUUAUCUUUACACAAAUCGUUGAUUCUCCUAUGGAGGAAAAAAAUUAAAUAAUAAUAAAAUAUUUAUGCUCGAGUUAUCGAAUGUGUAAGGAAACUAUUAUUGUAUUUGCGUAGCACUCAAAAAGAAAAAUCGGUAUACAAUUUCUAUAUAUGAAAAUGCUCUAUUUUACUAAGGAUAUUUUUGAUAUAUACCUAUAUAUAAACAUAUGUAUAUUGAAUUAUUAAAAGCAAUUUCAAUAUUUGAUGGAAUUCUAUGAGAGAAAUGAAGAUAAUAGUAGGGUAAAUUUGAAGAAAAUCAAGCGAAUGGAAGAAUUUCUCACCGACAACUAUAUAUUGAGAUUUUUCGAUUAAUUCAGUUUUUUCAUCUCUUCAAAGGUUUUUAAAAAUUCGGCUAUGGUUGGGCUUCGUGAAUGUUCUACCAUAUGCGCAACUGACAAUGACGAUAAUAACGGAUGAGAGGGGAAAAAAGAGAUGAUAAUAAUGAUUAACAAUACGUAAGUUGAAAUUUUGGAAAUUCUAUUUUUCUGUCGAACAAGUUGUAAAGUCAAUGAAUCCACGGAGAUUGGCAAAUAGAUGGAAUAAAUAGGCUUUAGAAUGAAGAAUUGAAUUUUGAAUUUGAUUCUUCAGGAACACGAUGAAUGUGUAUGUUGAUACACCAUUUUGCGAUUCACUCUGCAAAGAAAAUGGUCAAGAGAAGAGGAUUACGAGACCUAUCUCUGAAAGAAUUAGUUUGGCUAGGCUGGACGAAUUCUUAGACUGAAUUAAUUUCUGAGCUGUCUGCGAAAUAAUAUAUAAGCAAUUCCAAAAAAUACUAUGUAUAAAAUCCGUGGACGGAAUAGAGGGGAUCAUUGGGAUUAUUGCGGGAAUAUCUCUAGAUUUGAUAUUGCUUAAAAGGUAAACGCAAAAAAAAAUAUUCACGGUAUUUCAUAAAAUUUUUUACAGAGACGAUCCGAAAUUGUCUUCUCAUGAUACUAGGUUUGUAGGUGGUUUCAAAAUAUUAUAAUGAUUCCAAAAGUAAUAUUAUUGAAGCUCCAUCAUUUCAGGAGCAUGCGUCUCCAGAUGACAACCUAUUUAAUUUCUUAACAUUAGACACAAAAGUUUUUGCACCGAUAAGGCAGAAGAAUGAAUUUUACAAAGAAAGUAAAGUUGAAUUGAGCGUUGAAAAACAAAGGAAAAUUGCAUGAUGUAAGUUGAAGAAACUGAAUUGUACGUUCAAUAAUCAUGGUGGAUGUUGGUAAACAGAAUAUCGUUGGAUAUUUAACCAGCAUUAACAAUUGAUGUUAUCUUUUAGAAAAAGAAAAAUCUAUAUACAGUCGUUAUUAUUUCAUUGCUCAUUGUUGACGAUAAUUAAGGUAAAGGAAAACUCCCCUCCAUUUUUAUGAGCGAAACAAGACAAAUACAGAAAACUAUAAAAUCAUUUAUCCACAAAAUAUAAAUUGAAAAUCGAUAUGCGUAGCAAAGCAGAAAAAAUAUUAUGUUAUUUAAAUUAAUAAUUGAUAUGUUAUUGCCACUAUAAUGCCUUUGUUUAAUUUAAAUAGUGUAAUAGCUGUUUGGGUUCUCCAUUUUUUGUAUAUAUUCGCAGCACUCAAUAAAAAUUAAAAAAUUA
Molecule: messenger RNA, 10212 nt
Organism: Fopius arisanus
Lineage: Eukaryota; Metazoa; Arthropoda; Insecta; Hymenoptera; Braconidae
Gene: east
Product: enhanced adult sensory threshold
Exons: 6
Coding region: 604-6411 (1935 amino acids)
Source: RefSeq, a predicted model, not a curated record